Lactuca sativa (garden lettuce) is the source of this 1090-nucleotide messenger RNA. The record is from RefSeq and is a predicted model, not a curated record. Lineage: Eukaryota; Viridiplantae; Streptophyta; Magnoliopsida; Asterales; Asteraceae.
UCUAAAAAGUAUCAUGACAACAUUCAAAUCAACCACCACAAAACUAAUUUUCAGAUUUCUACAAGUUUGAGGACUCUCUUUCAUUGAUUGCUCAACUUCCAGCUGUAGCUACAUAUAUACAUCAUAGGUAUGUCUAUGUGUAUAUCUAAUUAAAUCCCAUUUCUACAUAAUUUCAUAUUGAAAAAUGAAAUUUUGACUUGCUAUGCUUGGAUUUGGUAGUCCAGCCAUGCAAGAGCUUAUGAGGCUUUAUGUCACUAUCCAUACUGACCAUGAAGGUGGAAAUGUGAGUGCUCAUACCAGACAUCUUGUUGCUAGUGCUCUAUCGGAUCCAUACCUCUCAUUUGCUGCAGCAUUAAAUGGUCUCAUAAAAGAUUGUUUUUUUCCUUUGGUGCAGGAGGUUUUGCUGUGGAUAAAGUCAGUGGUGGAUGAAGAGUACAUAACCAAGGAUAAAUUGCAAGACUAUGUUUGGAAAACCUUGAAUAGUGGGAAGGUUGUUCCAGGAUUUGGGCAUGGAGUUUUAAGGAAAACAGAUCCUAGAUACAUGUGUCAAAGAGAAUUUGCAUUGAAGCAUUUGCCUGAUGAUCCUCUUUUCCAGCUGUUUAGCACAUUUUUGGCUUUGUUUGUUUCAAAUCUUUAUGAAGUGGUGCCUCCGAUCCUAACAGAACUUGGCAAGGUGAAAAACCCUUGGCCCAAUGUUGAUGCUCACAGUAGGGUGUUGCUUAACACAAAACUGCAAUCAAUCAAGGUUCUCAUUUGCAAGAGAGGAGGAUCAAGGAUCCAAUUUCAAAUUCACUCAAAGUUUUAGUGAUUUUAGGCAAAAUCUCAAUCAUCAGAACAUGAACAUGAACAUGAAGCGUGAUUAUGUCAGCAACACAGAUGAGAAUGGUUUCUUUGCUUUUAAUUUUGAGGAAUCUGACAAUCGUAGUGCUGGCAAUUAUUCUUCCAAUAAGAUUUCAAUUUCAAGAUCCCAAAUCUCUGCACCUCCUGGAUUUAUGGGGCCCACCAGAGCACCACCUCCAGGGUUCACCUCUAAUGAGACGGUAGAACAGACAUAUGAUAACUUAUCUGAUAUGUUACCAUAUAUUCUUUU